Papilio machaon (common yellow swallowtail) is the source of this 1297-nucleotide messenger RNA. Its product is annotated as protein FAM186A-like. The record is from RefSeq and is a predicted model, not a curated record. Lineage: Eukaryota; Metazoa; Arthropoda; Insecta; Lepidoptera; Papilionidae. The transcript is spliced from 5 exons. The coding region runs from base 299 to 1240 and encodes 313 amino acids.
CCGGUUCAGUUAAACAGUACAAAAUAUUCGUUUUUUCGUUUAGUCGUCUUGGCAUAUGUCGUGCAGUGCAGAGCGGUCUGUCAGUCGGGUUUAUGAAUCUACAAGAGUGGUGCAACUCUUUACAGCUGCUAAACUUUUCAGAUUGGAGUCAUGGGUGAUAUGUGGUUGGAGGUCAAUCCAGUGUUUUGCAGUCGUAUCGCAGCAGUUGCAGAGAAGCGGAGUCAACAAGCCUGUCAUCAGCAGUCAGCUCUGUGCAUGUUAGAUGUGACCUGACUUGGUCACUGUUUAUUGGAUUUCAAUGAAGGAGCUUUGCAGGUAUGGGGUCAGAGAUUAUCUACAGGAGAAUACAUUGCAGUUAGCUGGUGCCGGGAGAUGUGUGAAGAUGUCAAGUUUGUUCCAGGUGCGGUGCCUAGAGCUAAGGCCUGCUGCUGACUGUCUCAGCGGCGUCACUGCAGCGCCUCAGCCUGAGCGUCGCGGCGGCGUCACUGCAGCGCCUCAGCCUGAGCGUCGCGGCGGCGUCACUGCGACGCCCCAGCCUGAGCGUCGCGGCGGCGUCACUGCGGCGUCACUGCGACGCCCCAGCCUGAGCGUCGCGGCGGCGUCACUGCAGCGCCUCAGCCUGAGCGUCGCGGCGGCGUCACUGCAGCGCCUCAGCCUGAGCGUCGCGGCGGCGUCACUGCAGCGCCUCAGCCUGAGCGUCGCGGCGGCGUCACUGCAGCGCCUCAGCCUGAGCGUCGCGGCGGCGUCACUGCGACGCCCCAGCCUGAGCGUCGCGGCGGCGUCACUGCAGCGCCUCAGCCUGAGCGUCGCGGCGGCGUCACUGCAGCGCCUCAGCCUGAGCGUCGCGGCGGCGUCACUGCAGCGCCUCAGCCUGAGCGUCGCGGCGGCGUCACUGCAGCGCCUCAGCCUGAGCGUCGCGGCGGCGUCACUGCAGCGCCUCAGCCUGAGCGUCGCGGCGGCGUCACUGCAGCGCCUCAGCCUGAGCGUCGCGGCGGCGUCACUGCAGCGCCUCAGCCUGAGCGUCGCGGCGGCGUCACUGCAGCGCCUCAGCCUGAGCGUCGCGGCGGCGUCACUGCAGCGCCUCAGCCUGAGCGUCGCGGCGGCGUCACUGCAGCGCCUCAGCCUGAGCGUCGCGGCGGCGUCACUGCAGCGCCUCAGCCUGAGCGUCGCGGCGGCGUCACUGCAGCGCCUCAGCCUGAGCGUCACUGCGGUGUCACUGCGACGCCCCAGUCUGAGCUGAAGUUCUUUUCAGUUCUCUAGGUGACAGUUAACGCACCUUAAUGUACUCUUAAAUUUU